GCAACACUGGCUGCACAGCGUUGCCACAUCUCCAAACUGAGCAGAGCUGUGGCAACACCUUUGUUUACGUGCACCUUAGCAACGAGCGCUUGGUACGCUUCAUUUCAUAUUUAAAUGUUUUAUUUGUGAACUCGAACAUAAUUUAGUUGUAAAUCGCCAUGUUUGAGUUAUGAGUGAUACCGAUACGGACGACACCGAUCUGUUGUUGCUGAUACCGCCCAAUUACUAUACGGACACGGCAGAACGCUUGCUGCGGGAGGCCAAAAUGAGCGCAGACGCAGCAGAUGCACUUGCCAUGCCUCCGCCACCGUUGCCAGCGUCGACAACAGCUGCGUAUCAGUUUCUGUUGCCCAGCAAAAAGUCGGAACUGAAUCAAAUUAAUGCGCGACUACAAAACAUGGAACUGGAGCGGGAGCGGGAGGAUGAGCGACGAUUUGAUGCACCCUCGGAUAUAUCCACAAUUUCGUCGAGUACAGUGCGCACAGCGCUAGGCAGCAGGCCGCAGCGCGAGCAGCACGGCAUGGUGCACUCGACACCCAAGAGUGGCUCAGUGGAACCGCCACGAGGUCGUCGCAAUGAGGAUAAUAUACUGCUGGAAAUCGACAAUUAUCUGGAUGACCACAAUGCCUGGCAGCAACAGCAGCAGCAACACCACAGCGAUGACCACUUGCGCUUGCGCGGUUACUCGGCUCAGGUGCAGGACUCGCAGCCAACUGCUACUUCAUUGCCAAGCAUUCGGCUGGGUGCAUCGGCAUCCAUUGCCAAUGACAAGCUCAUCAGCCUCAGCGAGCUGUGGGGUAAAAGCAAUCUGGCAGGUACUGUCAUAGCUAGCAACGUGUCGGCGCUGCAGGGCAGCCCUUCACUGAAGGAGGAGCAGCUGCGGCGGCAGCAUUUGGAGAAAAUGGUACAAACGCUGCAGACACAGUUGUUGGAGUAUCAGCAACGCAUCUCGGUUGCCAUUGAGGUGGAUCGUUCAAAGGACACAGCCUUGCAGCAGGCAGACCAACAGCUGAAGACGCUCAACUUUGAGGUGCAACAUCUGCGGGACACGCUGCACAGGCUGGAAACGGAGCGUAACGACAAUCAUAGCAGAUGCGAUGCACUGCAGAAUGAGCUCUCGCAGGCGGUGGGCUUGGCCACUAAGUUUCAGGAGAAGACCGAGAAGUUGGAGGCAGAACUGGAGCGUUGCAGGCGACAGGCAAAUGAUACAGUACAAAAACUGGAGCAGCUGGAGCUGCAGUUGCAAAGCAGCAAACGUGCUGAGGAGCUGUCGCACGCCGAGCUGAACAAGCUGCGAGACAAGUUCGCCAAAGUAGACUAUCAACAGGAAAAGCUGAAGUUGCGUGUAGAGGAACUGGAAAAGGACAACUCCACGCUGCAACAUCAGAAGGAAAUGCUGCAAGAGUAUCAUCAGAAGCAAAAGACGCGCGCAGAUAAUCUCGAGGCGCAGCGAAAAUCCUUGCAGGAGACACUGGCCAAUCUGACCGACAUUGAGACGCAUCUCAAGAGAAAACUGGAGGUUCAGCAGAAAUCACUGAAGCAACACUAUCAGCAGCAAAUGGAAAAUGUUGUUGCCAAAAAACUGCAAGAGUUCCAAACGCAGCUGGACAAGUCGGAGGAGCAGCUUAAGGCUGAGGCACGCGAGCGUGAACGCCUCAUAGCUGAUCGUGCGGUCAAACAGCUGGAGAUGAUCAACGAAAAGAACAACCAAGAGCUGAAUCUCACGCAGGAGAAGCACAACGAGGAAGUGGAACUGUACCGCCUGCAGCUGGCAAAUGCAUCAAAAAACAUAGACGAGCUGGAACUCAAGCUCAGCACCUAUAAGACAAAGCGUGCGGACAUUGCGGAGAAGCUGCAUGGCGUAAUGGAAGCACAGUGGCAGCAAGCGCUGGCCAUACUUACCUCACCCAAUCACACAUUUCAGCUGCCCGGCGGUGAAACGGACAGCGAAUCGCCAGAUCUGAACAAUGCCCGUCACUACCCAGAUACACCCAAAUCGAGCAAGACACAGCGCAGCAAUAAUACCGAAAAGAACAACUUGGAUGCGGUGGCCAAAAAAGAUCCACCAUCGCCCAUGGACAAACUGCAGGCAUACAUUGAGUUGUUGCUGAGCAAAUCCCCAAGUGAUUUCGAUAAACUCGAUGAGAUUCUGGGCAUGAACGCCAGACAGAACACCAAGCCACAAAAGCGUAACGCCAGCAGCGGCUCCAAGCCACCGCCCUGGAAGUCCUGACAUACAACCGAUUGUAACUAUAUUAAUUAGUUUCAAAGUCUGAAUUUAUAUGUAGCCACAUGGCUAGUGGCUUUUAUUUUUAUACACCCUUUUACUUAGAAGUUUUAAA
Molecule: messenger RNA, 2342 nt
Organism: Drosophila novamexicana
Lineage: Eukaryota; Metazoa; Arthropoda; Insecta; Diptera; Drosophilidae
Gene: Cnb
Product: centrobin
Exons: 4
Coding region: 170-2233 (687 amino acids)
Biological process (GO): centrosome separation; mitotic cytokinetic process; centriole replication
Cellular component (GO): centrosome; centriole
Source: RefSeq, a predicted model, not a curated record